GCUUCAUCAUCACUAGUCAGUCACACCAUACUAUACAAUAUAAUAGAGAUGGUUCCAGACAAGAAGAUCGUAGAAGAUGUCUCUGGCUGGCUCAGACUCUACGACGAUGGCUCUGUCGACCGUACAUGGACAGGUCCACCAGAGGUCAAAUUCAUGGCCGACUCCGUCCCACCUCAUGAUCAAUACAUCGACGGAGUUGCCACUAGAGACGUCAUAGCCGAUCCAAACUCGGGUCUUCGACUCAGAAUCUAUCUUCCAGAGAAGACACCCGAAGAAGAAACUGCUAAACUACCUCUCUUACUUCACUUCCAUGGCGGCGGCUUUUGCAUCAGCCAAGCCGAUUGGUUCUUGUACUAUGCAUUCUACACUCGAUUCGCACGCCAAGCCCGAGCAAUCAUCGUCUCAGUCUACCUCCGAAGAGCUCCGGAGCACCGUCUUCCAGCCGCGGCCGACGACGCUUUCUCCGCACUCCUCUGGCUCAGCUCCCAGGCAAAAUCUUGCACGGAGCCGUGGCUCGAGGGAGCCGAUUUCAACAGGGUUUUUCUAAUUGGAGACAGCUCUGGUGGGAAUUUAGUUCAAGAGACGGCUGUCCGGGCAGGAAAGGAGGAUCUGAGGCCGCUUCGGGUUGCAGGAGCGAUCCCGAUCCAGCCAGGAUUCGUUCGGCCCGAGCGGAGCCGGUCGGAGAUGGAGCAGCCUGAAACUCCUUUCCUUACGUUAGAGAUGUUGGACAAGUUCAUAGCAUUGGCUUUACCGGUGGGAUCGACGAAGGAGCACCCGAUGACGUGUCCGAUGGGGCCUGCAGCGCCACCUUUGGAGGAGCUGAAGCUGCCACCGAUGCUGCUGUGCCUUGCGGAUAAGGAUAUGCUUUUAGAAACGGAGAUGGAGUUCUACGAGGCUGUGAAGAAAGCGAAUAAGGAGAUUGAGAUUGUGAUGAGCUGUGGGAUGAGUCACAUCUUCUAUCUCAACAAGAUCGCAGUGGAUAGUGACCCCGCCACGGCUGCCCAGACUGAGGCCUUCUUGGCCGGGGUCAUAGAAUUUAUCAGGAAGCAUUGAUAUUACAUUAAUGAUAAUAAGAGCAUGUUUGGUAUUGUUUUCUGUUUUUUGUUUUAAAAAAUUAUUUUUAGAAAUGAGAACAAAAAAAUAGUUUUUGAAGUUUUUAAAACACAAGUCACGUUUGGUUAGUGAUUUUUAAAAAUAAUAUUGACCAAAAGUGAAUUGGUUUUUAAAACAGAAAACAACAUUUUGUUGUUUUCAAAAUUAUUGUUUUUUGUAACUUUGUUUUUUGAAAACUGUUUUUAAAAAACAAUGCCAAACAAGCUAAAUUGUUUUUAAAAAUAAUUUUCUGUUUUUAAAAACAAAAAAUAGUAUUUUUAGUUAUGAUGCCAAAGAUAUAUUUACUUUCUUAUCAAGGAAGUAAGUACGUUUAUCAAUAAGGAAGUAAGUACGUUGCGGGCCUAGCUACGUACUGUGUUUUUUCUGUUUAUUUUGAUUGCAAUUGUACGUGUUGAUACUGAUUAUAUAUUAUAUAUAUGUAUAUAUUGCCCAUAUAUAUUAUAUAUUAAAUGUAUCUGUCGUUUAAUUAAUUAAGUGAUAAUAAAAUAUUGUAUAUUGUGUGAACAA
Molecule: messenger RNA, 1620 nt
Organism: Cannabis sativa
Lineage: Eukaryota; Viridiplantae; Streptophyta; Magnoliopsida; Rosales; Cannabaceae
Product: probable carboxylesterase 6
Exons: 1
Coding region: 49-1053 (334 amino acids)
Molecular function (GO): hydrolase activity
Source: RefSeq, a predicted model, not a curated record